Solanum dulcamara is the source of this 657-nucleotide messenger RNA. RefSeq names its product NAC transcription factor 29-like. Lineage: Eukaryota; Viridiplantae; Streptophyta; Magnoliopsida; Solanales; Solanaceae. Gene Ontology annotation, biological process: regulation of DNA-templated transcription. The transcript has a single exon. The coding region runs from base 1 to 657 and encodes 218 amino acids. Gene Ontology annotation, molecular function: DNA binding. The record is from RefSeq and is a predicted model, not a curated record.
AUGGGACGUCCGAUAGGGUAUCGAUUUCACCCUACGAAUAGUGAAGUGCUGAAAUAUUUAUUAGCGUAUGCGAGAGACGAACAACUGCCUGAUCAGAAUGAACUCAUGCAUCAGGUAGAUCUUUACGCGGAGAAGGAACCAUGGCAGAUUUUUGAAGGCACCAACAGCAACAGCAACACACGUUAUUUCAUUACGCCCCAGAAGAAACAUAAUUCGGAGCGGAAAAGAGUUUUGCGAAGUGUGGGUAAGGGUACGUGGAAGGCAAAAGGAAAGGGAAAAGAGGUUUUUGACAAGAAAGGUAGAGUUAUAGGGUACGUGAAAAGUUUGAAGUACAACUACAGCAACACAUUGUAUGAUGCUUAUUUGGGUUACGUGAUAUGUAAGAUAAAUAAGAAGGGAUCAAAAAGCAUUAUUGAUGAUGGAGUUACCCAUGACAUUGAUAUGAAUGAGGUUGACGAAUAUAUUAAUUCAGUUUUGCAAGAAGACGAUCAACUACUUGCUCUUAUGGACAAGAAUAAUAAUGUAGAGGAAGAUAUUGAUGUUGGAGAUCAAGUACUCGCUCUUAUGGACAACAAUGAUGCUCAUCAUAAUGCAGAAUGCUUAGAGGGACAUCCAUCAGCUAAUAUCGAUCUUGAAGAUAUAGACUUUGUAUUAUAA